AUGAGUUUCCUAGCCGACUGGAUGCCUUUAGACCCACUCAUGGAUGAGGAAAUAUUUAGCAGAGGAGUCAGUGUGAAAGAAGAUUUUAACUACGAUGUCACGAGAGACAUACAUGAAGCAAAUGCAAAGGAUUCAUGUAAGGUGGUUCACAAUCGUAAUAUGUUAAAAGCACCAUCUGUAACUGAGGAAUAUGGAUACAAGUGUCCAUCAGAUGGGGAUCAGACUAUACAAAAGGGAAUUCUUAAGGAGGACACACAACUAAAAGUGAAAGCCACAUUGAAUUGUUUUGUGUGUGAGGUUUGUAGUAAGAAAUUCUCUGCAAAGAGCCAUAUAACCAUUCAUAUGAGAGUUCACACAAAGGAGAAGCCAUACAGUUGGGAUAUUUGCAAUAAUGCCUUCCCAUCUAAAAGUGAUCUAGUAAAGCAUAUCAGAGUACAUACAAAGGAGAAGCCAUACAUGUCUAGUGAUCUUGAGAGUACAUACGAGGAGAAACCAUACUGCUGUGAGAUUUGCAUAAGGCCUUUACAUAAAACUAAACUAGUGACAUAUGAGGUACAUACAAAGGAAAAGCCCUACAGUUGUGAAUUUGCAACAAAGGCUUUCACAUAA
This is a messenger RNA of Penaeus monodon (black tiger shrimp), 609 nucleotides long. Its product is annotated as zinc finger protein 484-like. The record is from RefSeq and is a predicted model, not a curated record. The transcript has 3 exons. The coding region runs from base 1 to 609 and encodes 202 amino acids. Lineage: Eukaryota; Metazoa; Arthropoda; Malacostraca; Decapoda; Penaeidae.